Molecule: messenger RNA, 1387 nt
Organism: Austrofundulus limnaeus
Lineage: Eukaryota; Metazoa; Chordata; Actinopteri; Cyprinodontiformes; Rivulidae
Product: paraneoplastic antigen Ma1 homolog
Source: RefSeq, a predicted model, not a curated record
CUCAGGGGCCCUUACCUACUUCAAAGGUAUAGGUGGGCUACAUAAAUGGAGGCACCGCUGGGAUUGUGUUGAGAUUAACUGGCAUAGCUUUACUCUAUUUGCUGUUUUUUAGGUUCCUACAGUCACGUUUAAAUCUCUAAAUUCCUUCUUAUAUUUCAUAUUCACAUUUACAUAUAUGAAACAUGGCAAACACACUAGUGGACAARCUGAAGAAGUGGAGUCGUGGGGAAGCACUUGAUGAGAAUCAUGCCCUGCUGACCGUUGUUCCUGAAAACACUGAAAUAGCAGUUAUUGAAGAGACAAUGCAAACUAUUAAGUGUCUUGGACGAGUAAGGGUCAGAGGUCGAAUUUGUAAUGACAACGACAACGAAGUGCUUGUACUUUGUGAAUGCAGAGAAAAAGUGACGGCAGAGAACGUUCCCCAGGAAGUGGCAGCACCAGAAGGACUGGCAGUCUGGCCAAUUAUUACUGCAUUUAAUAAACCUAUUCCUCAGGAUGACUUCAACAUUAAACUGAAUGCUCUCUUACAGGCAGAGGGGAAAACACUGAACGAUGUACAAGCUCUUUUCACUGACCCACAACCCACUCCAUCUCAUGAAGAGUCUCUCAUUCGGGCUGUUGCUAAUCUAAUAGACAAAACAAGCAAACCUACURCAGAUAGUGGAGGUUUUCGUCGCCUGCGCAUCUUUUCAGGUAUUAUACCUACUCCGGCUGGAGAGGAACAGUUUGAUCACUGGCUAGAGCAAGCUUUUCUGAUGGUUGAGGAAACAGAGGGCUCUGACAAAGACAAAAGGAGAAGGAUAAUGGAGAGUUUAAAAGGGCCAGCUCUGGAGGUGGUUAAAGCAAUACGCCUUUCAGAUCCUGAUGUUAAUCCAGUACAGUGCUUAGAGGCCCUCGAAAGUGCUUUUGGACUAGCUGAGUCCGGUGAUGACCUSUAUUUCUCUUUUAGACUUUUACAACAACAACUGGGUGAAAAGUUGUCAGACUUCCUCAGAAGGCUUGAGCGUGCACUGACUAAAGUUGUACAACGAGGUGGUCUGCCAGCCAACAAGAUGGACACAGCCAGAGUCGAUCAGCUACUUAAAGGGGCAGUAAAUGCUGAUUUAAUGUUGUUGCAGCUCAGACUGAGAGAAAGGCGAGCCAACCCUCCAACCUUCCUAGAGCUGUUAAAAGAGAUCCGGACAGAAGAGGAGUACGAAGCUUCCAAAGUAAAGCUUAAUCAGUCUGUCCACACUGUCCAUGCCAAAGUUCAGUCAGAAAACAAACWGUCUGAAAUACAAAAUCUGCGAGCAGAAAUAAAGGAAGUCAAGUCAAUGUUUGCAGCCCUUACAACUCAACCUCCACCUGAAGCGCAAGUUACUGAACAGCAUCCAGCUAAUACUGAGGC